CAGCGAGCUGCGCUGAGGAUGCAUUGGGAAGCACAGGGGAAUGAAGACCUCCUUAAGAGAGAGGAGCUCCUGCCCGACAGCCAGCUGAGGGUUAACAAAAUGAACAGCUCUUGUGCGGGCAGAGUAUGUUCUUGGCAGUGAGCGGUGGUCUGUGUUACAGUAUGUGAGAGCAGGAGUGUGGAGCAGCUCAUUUCCAUUCACCAGCUGGCAGGUUGCGCUUAAAUCUCAGGAUCCAGUGUCUGGCUGCAGCGAAGCAUCCCCCUCCUCGCCACUCCAAACCUCAUCUCUUCCUCUGGAUGGGGGUCCUCUCCUCCUCGCGGAGCGGGAUUUGACUCGGGGAUGCUGCCGUGAGGAGUUCACAUCUGCAGCUUUGACAGGACUUCCCCCGACUGUCUGAAUGAAUGAAUGCCUUUCAGAGCAGAACCAGCUCCACGUUGCUCUCGGUCUCCCAAGACUGUUUUCCAGCACAGCUCCGGAGGAGUGUUCACUGAGCCACGACUGGGCAAAGAGCAGAGAAAACAGCAGAAUGAAAAAAGCCAAGAGAGCCCAGCGGGUUGUCAGCAGUCCUCGUAGCAGAGGCUAAACUCACUGCCCUGAAAGAGACCAGGCAGGAGAGGAAGUUGCUUCUCAGUGAGAAAGGAGGAGAAAACAAAAGAGAAACUUUGAAACUGGCAUCCCCCCUGCACCCACGUUAAAUGAAAGCACCGAGAAACAUGAGAUUUCCUUCUCGAGGGGUGGGAACAUGCUGAACUGGGGAGGAGUGGAGAAGGGCAGCUUUUAGCUUGUGGUUUGGUUUAUAGUGAGAUCUGAGAGAUAGCGCAGAGGUGGGAGGGGAAGGUGAAAGGGGAUCUGAUGCCUGCUGCCAAUAUGACAGAGACCCUCCAGCUCCCGGCAUUGCAGGUCCCAGAGCAACAGGUGCCAGAGUGCAGCCGGGCCUGGUCCAGUUCGUCCACCCCCACCCUACGCAGGAGGCGCUUCAAGAUGAGACGGAUGAAGAACGUGCAAGAGCAGAGCCUGGAGGCCGGUGGGUACCAGGACUCUCCUUCCCCCAACAAAGAGUUCCUGCAACUCCCAUCCAUAGAAAUCACCCCAUCCAGUGACGAGGACACCCCAUGGUCGAACUGCUCUACGCCCAGCGCCUCCCCGCGGCGCAAGCGUGUCCUGCUGCGGAAGUGGCUGCGCGUGAGAGAGAAGAAGGAAUACAGUGAAAGCAGUAGCCAGCAGAGUAGCCAGCAAAGCAGCCAUGAUGACGAUGCAGCCCGAUUCCUGAGUCCCCGAAUGCGGGACGAAAGCACUGCCAGUAACUCGAACCGCAGCACGCCUGCCUGCUCCCCCAUCCUGCGCAAACGUUCCCGGUCUCCAACCCCACAGGACUCCCAAGGAGACGCCAUGGUGGAGAAAGGCUCAGACCACUCUUCAGACAAAUCCCCUUCCACUCCGGAGCAGUGUGUGCAGCGCAGCUAUUCUGCUCAGUCAGGCCGCAGUGGGGCCAAGAACUCCAAGAAAAGCCAGAGUUGGUAUAAUGUGUUGAGUCCGACGUAUAAACAACGUAACGAAGACUUCAGGAAACUCUUCAAACAGCUUCCCGACACCGAGCGCCUCAUAGUUGAUUACUCAUGUGCGCUUCAAAGAGACAUUCUCCUGCAGGGCCGCCUCUACCUCUCUGAAAACUGGAUCUGUUUCUACAGCAACAUCUUCCGCUGGGAAACACUGCUGACAGUCCGUUUGAAGGAUAUCUGCUCCAUGACCAAGGAAAAAACUGCACGGCUCAUUCCUAAUGCCAUCCAAGUUUGCACUGACACUGAAAAGCACUUUUUCACUUCCUUCGGUGCCCGAGAUAGGACGUACAUGAUGAUGUUCAGACUCUGGCAGAAUGCUCUCCUCGAAAAGCCCCUGUGUCCAAAGGAGCUCUGGCACUUCGUCCACCAAUGUUACGGGAAUGAACUGGGGCUGACCAGCGAUGAUGAAGACUACGUGCCUCCUGAUGAUGAUUUCAACACUAUGGGCUACUGCGAGGAGAUCCCUGUAGAAGAAAAUGAAGUGAAUGACAGCUCCUCCAAGAGCAGCAUGGAGGCCAAACCUGAAGCUAGUCCUCUGCUGCCCAAGAAGUCCAUCACCGCCUGCACGUUGACGUCCACAGGGAGCAGUGAAGCGCCAACUUCAUUUGACGGGAUGCUUCCGGAGGAGGAGGAGUUGGUGGAGAGUCCCCUUGAGAAGGAACUCACCCUUGAAAACAUCAUUGGAGACAAGAUCGAGAUCAUCGCCCCGGUGAACUCCCCUUCCCUGGACUUCAACGACAACGAGGACAUUCCAACGGAGCUCAGCGACUCGUCGGAGACCCAUGAUGAAGGGGAAGUUCAGGCCUUUUACGAGGAUCUGAAUGGCCGGCAGUACAUGAAUGAGGUGUUCAGUUUCAGCGUGGACAAACUGUAUGACCUGCUCUUCACUGACUCCCAGUUCCAGAGGGAUUUCAUGGAACAACGUCGGUUCUCCGAGAUUAUCUUUCAUCCGUGGAAGAAGGAAGAAAAUGGCAAUCAGAGCAGAGCAAUCCUGUACACAAUCACCCUCACCAAUCCUCUCGCCCCGAAAACUGCUACUGUCACUGAGACUCAGACAAUGUACAAAGCCAGCCAAGAAAGCGAGUGCUACGUGAUAGACGCAGAGGUGCUAACUCACGACGUCCCCUACCAUGAUUAUUUCUACACCAUUAACCGCUACACGUUGACUCGUGUCGCCAGAAACAAAAGCCGACUCAGGGUUUCUACAGAGCUACGUUACAGGAAGCAGCCGUGGGGACUUGUGAAAUCCUUCAUUGAGAAAAACUUCUGGAGUGGCCUAGAAGAUUAUUUCCGUCAUUUAGAGAGUGAACUGACCAAAACCGAGAGCAUGUACCUAGCGGAGAUCCACAGACAAUCCCCCAAAGAGAAGAUGAGCAAGCAAUCCACAUUGCGCCGAAGGAAACGGCCCCACGCCCACCUGCGGGUGCCACACCUGGAGGAGGUGCUGAGUCCUGUCACCACCCCCACAGAUGAGGAGGUUGUGCAUCGCAUCAAGCACGUGGCAGGUUCCACGCAGACGCGGCAUGUCCCUGAGGACAGUCCCAGUGGCUUCCAUCUGCAGAGCGUCUCCAAGCUGCUGGUCGUUAUCAGCUGUGUUCUGGUGCUGUUGGUAAUUCUCAAUAUGAUGCUGUUCUACAAACUUUGGAUGUUGGAAUACACCACCCAGACCCUCACCGCAUGGCAGGGCCUGCGGCUACCGGAAAGGUUACCCCAGUCUCAGUCGGAAUGGGCUCGGUUGCUAGAGUCCCAGCAGAAGUAUCAUGACACAGAGCUGCAGAAGUGGCGUGAGAUCAUCAAAUCCUCCGUGAUGCUUCUAGACCAGAUGAAGGAUUCACUAGUAAACCUGCAGAAUGGCAUCGGGUCGCGUGACUACGGGUCGGAACCAGAGGAGAAACGGAAACGUUUCCACUAACAGAGGCGAACACAGGAGGCCAGAGGAUUGUGUGCAAUAUAUGUAUAUAGACCAUAUAAAUAUAUAUAUACAGAAUAUAAAUAUAUAUAUAUAUUAUAUACAGAUUUUAAAAGAGGAAAAAAGCCUAUGUACUGAGGAGGAGAAGCGUGGGUGCAGACCUCCAACACUGGUUGAACUGCAGCGUCUCUGGGGUCAUGGCCCAUCUACUCUUGGCUACUCCUCCACGGGCACAGCACAGUUUUCCUUGUUUUCCGACGGAAUGGCAAGGUAGUCAGUCCUACAGAUCGAAGGAGAGCGCUCACCACAGAAAUGAAAAAUGCCUUAUUAUCGGUGGAUGCCUUAUUAUCGGGGAGGUCUUAUUAUCAGGGGGAUGCCUUAUAUUACAACGAGAGGCAAAACUGAGAUACAGAGCAGCUUCAUGUGACUUCCUUGGACAGCCUCCGUCUCUGAUGGGACUUCCACACAGACUGGAGAACAGACGCCAACUG
Messenger RNA from Malaclemys terrapin pileata, 3959 nucleotides. It is a transcript of the gene GRAMD1B, whose product is annotated as GRAM domain containing 1B. Gene Ontology annotation, biological process: intracellular sterol transport. The record is from RefSeq and is a predicted model, not a curated record. Bases 853 to 3471 code for a protein of 872 amino acids. Gene Ontology annotation, molecular function: sterol binding; sterol transfer activity. The transcript is spliced from 24 exons. Gene Ontology annotation, cellular component: endoplasmic reticulum membrane; plasma membrane; endoplasmic reticulum-plasma membrane contact site. Lineage: Eukaryota; Metazoa; Chordata; Testudines; Emydidae.